Messenger RNA from Zonotrichia albicollis (white-throated sparrow), 3950 nucleotides. It is a transcript of the gene PTER, whose product is annotated as phosphotriesterase related. Gene Ontology annotation, biological process: catabolic process. Gene Ontology annotation, molecular function: hydrolase activity, acting on ester bonds; zinc ion binding. The record is from RefSeq and is a predicted model, not a curated record. Lineage: Eukaryota; Metazoa; Chordata; Aves; Passeriformes; Passerellidae.
CUCGGGGCGGUCGCGGCUCGCUGCCCGCCGGGGCGCUGCGGGGUGCGGUGCUGCCGGCGGAGGGCUCGGGCCGCGGGGACUUGAAAUACUGAACAAAUUCAUUUUUUGUCAGAUGAAACCAAGACUUCUUAAGGUUCAUGAAAACAGUGAGGCUUCUGCUUGAAUCAGACUGGCCACCUGUCUGGUAUGAGAUCCAUCUAGACUGUGGAAGCCUAAGACUCCUUUUGGAUCUGAUUUUUUUUCCCCUUUGUUAAAGAAAAAUGCCUUCCUUGAGUGGAAAAGUGCAGACUGUCUUGGGCCCCGUGGAGCCAGACUGUCUUGGCUACACAUUGACUCAUGAACACUUGAUUAUGAACUACAGCAGCUGCUUCUGUCCACCUUCUCCAGGCCAAGAGCCUUUGUCUAAUGGGCCCAUUGAGAUGAAGAACUUGUUUUGGAUUAAGCAAAAUCCCUACAGCCAUAAAGAAAACCUUCUUUUGUAUCAGGAGACAGAUGCUGUGAGGGAGGAGUUGCUGCAUUUUAAAGCAGCAGGUGGUGGGACGAUUGUGGAAAACACAACUACAGGGAUUGGCCGGGAUAUGAAUGCUUUGAAGAAACUUGCUGAAGAAACUGGAGUUCAUAUUAUUGCUGGUGCUGGGUUUUAUGUGGAUUCCACUCAUUCUUCUCAAACACAGGCCAUGACAGUGGAGCAGCUGACAGAGAUUAUUGUUGAUGAAGUACUCAAAGGAGCAGAUGGGACUAAUAUCAAGUGUGGUGUGGUGGGAGAAAUAGGUUGCUCCUGGCCUUUGACUCCCAGUGAACACAGAGUGCUUCAGGCCACAGCAGAGGCUCAGGCCCAGCUCGGGUGCCCUGUUAUCAUCCAUCCUGGCAGGAACAGCGACUCCCCUUUCCACAUCAUCCGCAUCUUGCAGGAGGCUGGGGCUGAUGCUUCCAGGACAGUCAUGUCUCACCUUGACAGGACCAUAUUUGAUAAAAAGAAACUUCUGGAAUUUGCUAAGCUUGGAUGUUACCUAGAGUACGACCUGUUUGGUACAGAGUUCCUUCACUACCAGUUCCAUCCAGAUAUUGACAUGCCCAGCGACAAUGAGAGAAUUGCAAGGAUUCGUAUGCUGAUUGAAGAAGGCUAUGAAGACAGAAUUCUGAUGGCUCAUGAUCUGCACACCAAGAACAGGCUGAUGAAAUAUGGAGGUCAUGGAUAUUCACAUAUCCUAAAAAAUAUAGUUCCUAAAAUGCUAAUUAGAGGCAUAUCCCAAGAUAAAAUUGAUAAAAUACUCCUAGCAAAUCCCAAGCGGUGGUUGACUUUUAAGUAGGAACAAUGAAUAAAUAUGCCUGAUUUAUAAGGAAGCUUAAUAAAAUUCAGAUUUCAGUAGAACAGUCAUUUAAAAAAAAUUUCUGAAAAACUCAAUGCAAACAAACUAAUUGUAACUUUUCUUUUUAAUUAGAGCAUUAAAACUGUAUAUGGUCUCUACAUUUUCUCCCUUCUAAAAGUUUGCUCAUGAAUGAUUUACUGAAUAUGAGCCUACCUACAGAAUCUUUUCAACUGAAAUUUUAAAAUAAUUGUUUCAAAAGCAUAAUCUAAUACUGUUACUGAUUGUUAUCUUCAAACUACUUCUGAAGAUGUGUCACCUGGAAGGAAAUUUCCUUGGAAGGAAUUUAUGGUUUUCAGUUAAAUUUCCUGUCUUCAGGGGCUGAUUUUAAUCCUUGUAAUACUGUCAAUCUUCUCAUUAUCCUCAUAUUCUUUGAGUAAUACUUGAUUGAAAGGUCUGGAAGUUCUAAUUAGCUUCCAUUGACAAGAGAAGGCAAGAGGAAUCUCAAAUCAAAAAAAGAUAAGAUUUCUUUCUAGUUUAACAAUUUACUUAAUUGUAAGUGAAAAUGUAGAAAAUACAUUGAAAAAUAUAUUUUUGAAUAAAGCAUUUUGAUCACCUCUUAAAGUAUGUGCGGUAUUAUUACAGAUGUCUUUUUCUAAUUGCAUUAAUUUUUUAUCACGAACUUGGAGUCUCACAGCAAUCAUGUAAAACUUGACACACACCAGCUUCUUUUUGUAAGGAUGCAACACCAGCACUCAAAAUAUAUUACAUAAUACAGUUUUAAUGAGUUGUAUUAGUUAUAACAAAGGUUGUGAUAUAAGUCUUUACAAAUCAGUAUAUCAAGAUAUGAUGAAAAAGGAAGAAAUGUUUGCCUUAUAUGUGGUUUUCACAUAAAGUGUGUUCUUUGCUCUUGUCUAACUUUAACCAGGGCAGGUGAUUUAUCCAAAAAAUGGUGUUAUCCAAUAGCAGUGGUAGCCUGAUUUCAGAAGCUUCUUCAAAUUUGACCAUGUAUGUCUCGUAGUAUUGAGCUUUACCAAUACACAGCGUGGUGAAUGCACACUGCAGGUUGUGAAUGAUCCCUAGCUCUAGGUGCAGGACUGCUGGACACCACUCAGGGAAUCUCUAGCUACACUGCUGUGGGAGUGCAGGGCCAGCAACAGCAACGGUGGAGGAGCAGACAAGUCAGGGACACAUCAGGUACUGAAAUAAUCGCCUCGUAGAAAUGAAACAGGAGUAACCACUACAAUGCACAGACAUGAGCUGGCACUUUGUCAUAAGGUAGAAGCAUUGCCCAUCUGGUGAGAUAAUACACAAGCAGCUGGCAGCACCAUGUCCCCUUGUAAACCCUGGAUGAGUUUGCCUGGCGAUCCUCUCCGCAGCCUGGGCUCGCUCGGCGUUUGUUUUGAAUCGAACGACUCAAAGCAGAAGGAGGAACACGUUCUGUUUGAGAAAAGGUUCACUCAUUCAAACGAGAUUUUUAGGGCAAUGUGUAAAAUCCCUAUCAGACUUUUGCUGAGUAGCCAGCACUGGAGAGCUUUUUUUGUCAGAGUGGCAGACACUUUGGAAAUUUUAGUGCAGAUAAAUCUAAGUUUGUACCCUUAUUACAUUAGACAAGGUUGCUUGUGACAGAAUAUAUGAAAUAGCAGUGCUAGGGGUAGCCUCUGUUACUCUUUAAUGAUUUACAGAAAUGUUACGUUGAUUUUGCCAAAAGGUAAAAAUAAAUAACAUAACAAACUGUGCUAAAGAAAUUUAAUAAUCUUGCUGAAAUUUAGGUUUAGAAUGAAAUCUGAAAGUUUUAACCUAAGAGAAAUAGACUUCCAAAAUCAAAGCAAAUAAUAAAUCCAUUUUCUGAAUAAAAAAAGAUCUGUGGACAUUACUGCUAUGACUGAUUUUAAAGCAUUUUUAUAACUAUGUAUCUCUGUUUAGUUUAUUCUCCAAGCCAUUAAUCCUCUAUAUGGAUUAAGCUUCUUUGAGACUUUAUAUAUCUAUAUCUAUAUCUAUAUGAAUGAGAAAAAUAGGUUUUAUAACACACCUUUUUUUUGCAUGUAAAUAUCUGCUUCUUUCUUUGCAUAUGUGUUAUCAUUUUUGGUAAAAUGCUUCUCUGUGUCCAUCUCGUAGGCACACCUUACACAAACUGGUACUAGCUUCCAUGGAAAAGGUCUGUGUGACAGCAUUUUCUCAUGUGUCAGAUCUCCCACUCUUCCUUUGUUGGAAAAACCCCACUGACUUCAGUGAGACAAGACACCUAAGACAAUAAAGGUCAUCUUUAUUCCUAUGAAAUUCUAGUGGAACAUCUGCAGUAUAUUAAUCCAUAACUACUUUAUUAAAAAUAGAACCCAGGUACAGACUAAGUGCUAAAAGACUAAUGAAGACUAAUUGCUGCAAAGAAAACACUCCGCCUCUUAGUCUGAUGGUAUGGAUGCCAGGCUUUCUAAAUAUUUACACAACUAACCAUCAACAAUGGGCCUAUAAUAAUUGUCUAAAUAUAUAUUUACAUGUAUACAAAUUAAAAUCCCUUUUCCACUAAUAGCAGUUAGCCAUUUGCUUUGGUGGAAUCAGGGAUAUGGUCCAAUAGAAUAGCUUGUCAACUGUUAUAUUCUAAAGGGGAAAAUUGUGUUUCUUCUGUCAUUUUCUUUUAGAGGA